AUGCCCUCGAUGCGGGUCUUUCGACUACUUGUUCCGCUGGCCACUAUUCUGGAUCUUUUCGACAUGUCAAAAGCAUCUUCGCCCCAACUGGAUCAUCUUCUGCCAGCCGGCAACCUUUGGACCCUUGGCAACUUCUGGACAACAAACAGCGGCGGGUGGCAGCCCUGCCGAAAAAAGAACGAUGAUGAGACUGAGGACAUCUUCACAACGGUUGUAGAUACUUCCUCCCUCGCUGUCCGGAUCGGCUGUCAGGACUGCUUCUUCCUUUGUUGCAUUUUGCCUCUGGCUGUGAACUCUUUUUUGCACGCCCAGGAAGACAACGGCUACGGCCGGACAGCGAGCGCAGAUGUUUGA
Molecule: messenger RNA, 354 nt
Organism: Podospora pseudopauciseta
Lineage: Eukaryota; Fungi; Ascomycota; Sordariomycetes; Sordariales; Podosporaceae
Exons: 4
Coding region: 1-354 (117 amino acids)
Source: RefSeq, a predicted model, not a curated record